GUGCAUUUUACUAAAGCUGAUUCAGUGAAUGCAAUAAGGUUUCCAUCUUUGUCUUUAUACAAUGGGCGUAACUAGAGCAACCCAUUUCACCCUCACAGUCUGCGCUUCUGCAGUUCACGUACCAAAGCAGUCCACGCUGCGUCUGCACAGACCGUGACGUCAGCCGCAGACUUGCAAUCUAGUGAACGCACCCAUUGAAAGAUAUAUCUACACAUAUCAGCUGUUUCCCGGAGAACCUUGCUGAGCCCCUACCAUAUUGGAUCAGAUUAUUUGAUAGAGGACAGUCCUAUCUUGUGAUUCAUCAUGGGGGAGCUGUUCCGCAGUGAGGAGAUGACCCUGGCCCAGCUAUUCCUGCAGUCUGAGGCUGCCUAUUGCUGCGUCAGUGAACUGGGAGAACUGGGAAUGGUCCAGUUUCGAGAUCUCAACCCUGAUGUGAAUGUGUUCCAACGCAAAUUUGUUAAUGAAGUGAGGAGAUGCGAAGAAAUGGAUCGAAAGCUGAGGUUUGUGGAAAAGGAAAUUAAGAAAGCCAACAUAUCGAUUAUAGAUACUGGGGAGAAUCCAGAGGUCCCCUUUCCAAGAGACAUGAUCGAUUUAGAGGCGACGUUUGAGAAACUGGAAAACGAGCUCAAGGAGAUCAACACGAACCAGGAAGCGCUGAAGAAGAACUUCUUGGAGCUCACAGAGCUGAAGCACAUCCUUCGAAGGACCCAGCAGUUCUUCGACGAGCAGAUGGCGGAUCCUGAGCUGUUGGAGGAGUCGUCUUCUCUGCUGGACCCGAGCGAGGUGGGGAGAGGAGCUCCACUGCGCCUUGGCUUCGUGGCUGGAGUGAUAAACCGGGAGCGAAUCCCUACCUUUGAGCGGAUGAUGUGGAGGGUGUGUCGAGGCAACGUGUUCCUGCGACAGGCUGACAUCGAGGACCCCCUGGAGGAUCCAGCCACGGGAGACCAAGUCCACAAAUCAGUGUUCAUCAUCUUCUUUCAAGGUGACCAGCUGAAAAACAGAGUCAAGAAAAUAUGCGAAGGGUUCCGCGCCUCUCUCUAUCCUUGCCCUGAAACCCCCCAGGAGAGAAAGGAAAUGGCAGCUGGUGUCAACACCAGAAUUGACGACCUUCAGAUGGUCUUAAAUCAAACGGAGGACCAUCGCCAGAGGGUCCUGCAAGCUGCUGCCAAGACAACACGAGUGUGGUUCAUCAAAGUGAGGAAAAUGAAGGCUAUCUACCACACCCUGAACCUGUGCAACAUCGACGUCACUCAGAAGUGCCUCAUCGCUGAGGUCUGGUGUCCGGUCACAGAUCUGGACUCCAUUCAGUUUGCUCUCCGCAGAGGCACCGAAAGUAGUGGCUCCACGGUUCCUUCCAUCCUGAACAGAAUGCAGACCAAGCAGACACCGCCAACGUACAACAAAACCAACAAAUUCACUGCCGGCUUUCAGAACAUAGUUGAUGCCUACGGCAUUGGAACUUACAGGGAGAUCAACCCAGCUCCGUACACGAUUAUCACCUUCCCGUUCCUGUUCGCUGUGAUGUUUGGGGACUUCGGUCACGGCAUCCUGCUGACCUGUUUCGGGGUGUGGCUGGUGCUCAGGGAAAGCCGUAUCCUCUCGCAAAAAAAUGAUAAUGAGAUGUUCAACACGGUGUUCAGCGGCCGCUACAUGAUCCUCUUGAUGGGGUCCUUCUCCAUUUACACGGGGCUCAUCUACAACGACUGCUUCUCCAAAUCGCUCAACAUGUUCGGCUCAGGCUGGAGUGUUCGGCCCAUGUUCACGAAAGCAAACUGGACAGAUGAAAUUCUGAAAAACAACCGCUUGCUUCAGCUGGACCCUGCCCUUCCUGGAGUCUUCAAUGGACCGUAUCCCAUUGGAAUAGACCCGAUUUGGAAUAUCGCUACCAAUAAACUGACCUUCCUGAACUCCUUCAAAAUGAAGAUGUCAGUUAUUGUGGGUAUUAUCCACAUGCUGUUUGGGGUAACCCUGAGCCUACUCAAUCACCUCUAUUUUAAGAAACCCCUGAACAUCUACCUUGGUUUUAUUCCCGAAAUGAUUUUCAUGUCCACGCUGUUCGGGUACCUGGUCAUCCUUAUCAUUUACAAGUGGGGCGCCUACGAUGCAUUUACAUCAAAGGAUGCUCCCAGCCUGCUCAUCCACUUCAUCAACAUGUUCCUGUUCAACUACAGCGAUCAGACCAACAAGAUGCUGUAUUCAGGACAGGUCGGGCUGCAGUGUUUCUUGGUGGUUGUGGCUUUAUUGUGUGUCCCGUGGAUGCUGGUGGUCAAACCACUGGUGCUGAGACAUCAAUACCUGAGGAAAAAGCAUCUAGGAACCCAAAAGUUUGGAGGGAUCCGUGUGGGAAACGGACCUACUGAAGAAGACGCAGAGAUCAUUCAGCAUGAUCAGCUCUCCACGCACUCGGAUGACGAGAACGAGCCUUCAGAUGUUGAAGUGUUUGACUUUGCUGAUGCAGCCGUUCACCAGGCCAUCCAUACCAUUGAAUACUGUCUGGGCUGCAUCUCCAACACUGCCUCCUACCUGCGGCUGUGGGCUCUCAGCCUGGCUCACGCACAGCUGUCUGAAGUGUUGUGGACAAUGGUCAUGAGCAUUGGCCUGUGCAUCAACAGCUACGCAGGAUUCUUCAUCCUGUCCUUCAUCUUCGCUGCCUUUGCCACCCUGACCAUUGCAAUCCUGCUAAUCAUGGAGGGCCUGUCUGCUUUCCUGCACGCCCUCCGUCUGCACUGGGUUGAGUUCCAGAAUAAAUUCUACACCGGCCAGGGCUUCAAGUUUGUUCCUUUCUCGUUCGGGAGCAUCCUUGAAGGGAGGUUUGAAGACUAAUGGGAUCCCAGCCCGUCUGUGUUUUGAAAUGUGUUGUGAUGUGUGUUUGUGUAUCAUGCAGUAGCUCUCUUGACUGGGACAGUGUUUCUGUGCAUCCAAGCAGUAACGAUGAGUGGCAAGCAACCUGUAGUCCGAAAUACAACUUUCCGUUUGUUUGUGGUGGAGUUAAAUGGCCUUCUAUUAACACUAAUGGCUGAACUGGUGGAUUGAUAAUAUGUUACAUAUAAAUUUGUUUAAGAUUAACCUUUAACCUUUUUUUUUUGUCGCUGCAGUUAUAUUGCACUAACGUAUUGAACAGCCCUGAUUUUAAGAAGCAAACAAGUAAAAAGAGAAAGAAAGGUACCAAGCAAACUAAACUGGGUUCAUUUAAAGACAAGCCAUGCGUGAAACAGUCCUUGACAUGGGGUUCCGUCAUUAAGGUAACAUUGAAAUAGGACCAUUUUAUUCAUAUGGAAACGCAGGAUUUUUUUUUUUUUACUUCAUAAUUAUCCCCCAGUACAGUUAUCCCUCAGAUGACUCCAAAUCACAUGAACCCUUAUGGAGCCCAUAAUCACAUAAUAUACUAUGAAUGGCUACGCUACACAGUCCUGUGAACGACAGGACAAUUCCAGUAAUAAUAAGAUAGAAACUGUACAUCUCUAAUGCGUUCCUGUGGCGUUUAUUUUGUUGUUAACGUGCAGUUUUAGUUUCCUAGUUGUGGGAGGCUCUUAUUAAAGUCAGCAUUCUAGCAUGAGAAGCCUGAGGUUGAAGGAAAUCCUUUGUGGUUAUACUAAUAAAAAGUAAAGCUCCAGUUAAUUGCACAGCUCUUCACCUAGUAAGAGGAGUGGGUCUGUAAACCAAGGGCAACCAGGCUCUUCAGGUUCAUAGUGCAGUGCACAACACAGGAAGAGUGAAGCUGAGCACAAGAUCUGGAAAAGUUCUGAAGCUGCAGGCUUGCAAGCGGGAUCAUUGUGUACGUGGCACCUUUUUUUAAAAUUACUUGCCUGCUGUAUUUUUGCCAUGACAGAGUCUCACCUAGCAACACUUGAUCUUCUCUUUAGAGUUCAAAUACCCUGCAUUCCUACAGACCAGUGCUAUCUAGGACUGUCUUCAAGUCGGUCAAUGCUAAUAGGUUUGUGUUCCUGAGUGAAGCUGCAAUUAUUCUUGUGAUUGUUUUAAUGCCUGAUUUAUUUUAGCCUGCACAUGCCAAGUCCGUUCCUUUAGAUUUAUUGGCACAAGGGGAUCAAAAACAUGCCAUUCUUGCUACGCCCUGUAGCAAGAAUUUCAAGAGUAUGAAAUAGAUGCCACGGUAUUUAUGGCCUCUCAUUCCAUCUAUUGGAUUGCUGUGUGCGGAGUGGUGCAUAGAAAUCAGUUCUAGCAUCAACACAAACUCAGUAAUAAGCUAGAUAGAUGGGUUUAGAUGUAAGAUGCUAAUAGGGAUUAAUCGUCUCAAUACUGGUUUUCUGGUUUAAAAAAGCGGGUUGUUUACAUAGGAGUCGACAGCAUACUCUCGUUUUAAAAUGGAUACAGUUAAUGCUAUAUCAGUACUUGCGAUAUAAUGAUGGAAAUAUGUGGCAUACAGUUUGAGUCAUUCCAUUAAAAACAAUCUGUGAUGGGUCAAAUCAAUCUAAACUUGGAUUACUGUUGCUCUGUAGCACCCCCUGUUGGUCAAACUCAGUGUGAAUAACUACUGAGAACUUCUAUCUACAAAACUACCUGUCCAAAUUAACUGUAUGCUUUAUGGAUAUUAAAUAUAUAAGUCCAUAAACAAAAAAGGCAUUUUGCUGAUUUUUUUUUCUUCUUUUCAACGUGAUACAUGUAGCGUAAAAUGAACAGGAAAUCUAUUCCCUUUCAGAUUUUAUUCUUGAAAAAAAAUAAAAACAAUAAAACAUAUCACAAUAUUCUAUUCAAAAAAGAAAUCAAUCAACCAUAGUAAAUAUACACCAGAUUCUGCUGUUGUCGAGUCAGUGGUAAGCUUGUUGUUGUGUGUAAGUGGUCUGUGAUAACUCUGUGUGUGUAGUGCGUUUUACAUGUUAAUUUAUUUUGAUGUUUACAGUGUUUGUGUAAAAUGGGUUGCACUACUAUUCAAGAAUAAGUUCUAUCAGUUGAAUGAUAUCUCCCUGGAAAAUAGUUAUACGUUAUCUGUGUGAAUUAUGAGUCCCAUUCAUAAACUGUAAGGACUUUAUAAAUAAUGUUUUGUUAAGGACUGUUUUUUUUUUUUUUUUUUUAAAUCAAUUUUGAUCGAUUUAAAUCAAGAUCACAAAACCCUUUUUUCGAUUUGUUUUAGAGAAACUGUCAAACACUCUUCAAAAAGUCCUGGGGAUUAAAAAGAAGAAAAAAAACAUUCCUUAAAACAGCCCUUUAGUGAAAUAAGGUUCAAUGGCCAUAGUGAGUGACGUGUUUGUGUAUUAGCAAUUAAUAAAGGAAACAAAACUGGG
Acipenser ruthenus (sterlet) is the source of this 5240-nucleotide messenger RNA. It is a transcript of the gene atp6v0a1a, whose product is annotated as ATPase H+ transporting V0 subunit a1a. The coding region runs from base 304 to 2823 and encodes 839 amino acids. Gene Ontology annotation, cellular component: vacuolar proton-transporting V-type ATPase, V0 domain; plasma membrane; vacuolar proton-transporting V-type ATPase complex. The transcript has 22 exons. Lineage: Eukaryota; Metazoa; Chordata; Actinopteri; Acipenseriformes; Acipenseridae. Gene Ontology annotation, molecular function: ATPase binding; proton-transporting ATPase activity, rotational mechanism. The record is from RefSeq and is a predicted model, not a curated record. Gene Ontology annotation, biological process: vacuolar acidification; proton transmembrane transport.